This is a messenger RNA of Penicillium waksmanii, 3879 nucleotides long. Its product is annotated as RNA helicase. NCBI's taxonomy places the organism in Eukaryota, Fungi, Ascomycota, Eurotiomycetes, Eurotiales, Aspergillaceae. Bases 1 to 3879 code for a protein of 1292 amino acids. Gene Ontology annotation, molecular function: RNA binding; ATP binding; protein binding. The transcript has 4 exons. The record is from RefSeq and is a predicted model, not a curated record. Gene Ontology annotation, cellular component: intracellular anatomical structure.
AUGGGCCCCAAGAAGAAGGUAGACAACCGCGGAGGCGGUCCAAAGCCUGGAACUAAGCAGGCUAAGGCUGCAGCAGAGAAAUCGGACAAAAAGCCCGCACCAGCCGCCCCUGAAGAGCCGAAGAAGCCGACCGUGAAGGAGGUUAUUGGCGGCGCAUCAUGGACAGGCAAACUGCCAGUGAAUAUGCUGUCGGAGCAUUGUCAGAAACAAAAAUGGGAGAGGCCAGAGUACGGAAUGAUCCAAUCUCGUGAUGGCUUCAUAUCCUCAGUGACCCUCAAAAAGGUUGACCCAAAAACCAAAGAAUUGACUGUGCUCCCACCGAUGAAAGUACCUCCCUCCCAUAAAGAAGUUGCGACACAAACUACAGCCCUGGAAGCCCGCCAUUUCGCCGCUGCAUAUGCCCUUUUCCGUGUCUGCAAUAUGCGCAACCUACACAUGAUGCUUCCACCAACAUACAAGAAGCUAUGGAGAGAAGAUUUCACCGACAUAAAGACGACAGAUACAAAGGAGGGCAAAGGCUGGCUUUAUGAAGCGGAUCCAUUCCUAGCCAAGCAAGAACGCGAGAGUGCGGCUGCCGACCUGGAGAAGAAGAGGGCAGAGCGUCUCAAGGCGCAAGCCAAGGAGAAGGUUUCUUCCGCUGAUAUCGGGCUAGGAACGGGAGAUGGAAAAAGUAAACGCAUUUGGUCACAAGCCCCCAAAGUGGACAUGGGCGCUCGCAUUCGUCGUGAUAUUGAAGGUCUUUUACGGCAACAUACAGUUUGGAACGCUCAUGGUGUGAAGAUUCCACAGAAGGAAAUGCAGGCCAUUGUGGAGGAAUUUUCAAAACUUGGGUUCCGUCGCAGCCAUGUUGAAGAGGCUGCGGCUGAAUGUAAAGACCGCGAGGAGGUUUUGGAGUGGCUGCUCGUCUAUGUCCCCGAGGAUGAUCUGCCGCGCUGGAGUUUGCCCGAGGGCUACUCUGCCGGUGUCAGUCUUGUGUCUGGAGAUUUGGCCCGUGAAGCAAAGAUCAAGAGACUUGCUUCGGUUGGUUACCCGGCUGAUCUUUGCUCACAAGUACUCGAUAAUAAGAAGGGCGAUGAACUCGCCGCUGCAGAAUAUCUGCAAAGCACAUUGGCCCAUGGAGCAGCAUUCGCGUCUGCUUCUACGCCCGAUGGCGAUGCGGAAGCUUGGAAUGAGGAACAGGAGACCUUGGAGGCUAUUUUUGGUGACCGCUAUUCCCGAAUUUCAGACAGGGUCUGCGAAAUCAAGAGCGAAGCUCCCGAGCUUCCAGAAAACACCAUCAUUCGCUUCCAGGAACCAUCUACCCAUUACCCAACCACCCCGCCUGUCAUAAUCAUCCAGGCUAAGAGCAUACCGGCUUAUAUUCGACUCAGCGCGAUUCGUCGGGCGGUGCAGUAUGCCGAAGAGAAUUUCAGCGGAGAGUCUAUGAUCUUCAAUAUUUUGGACUGGUUGGAGGUAAACCUCACUGAUAUUAUGGAGAAUCCUGGCAGGCUACGAGAGAUCUCCGCUGUGACUGCUUCGUCAUCAGCUGAAACUAAGGAGAUCCCUUUACGAUCUGGUCGCAAGCAACGCAAGGGUAUCGACUGGAAGGCCAACUCUCCUCAGAGCCUCGCCAUUCGGGAUGCAUGGGAAGCCAAGCAAGACACUGCAGCACAGAUUGAUAUGUCCCGGAAACGACAGUCGUUACCUGCAUGGAACAUCCAAGAUGCCAUCAUCCAGACCAUCAACUCAAACCAAGUUACCAUUAUCUCUGGUGAAACUGGUAGCGGUAAAAGUACACAAUCUGUACAAUUUGUCUUGGAUGACAUGAUUAAGCGUGGACUUGGAGGGGCUGCAAAUAUUAUCUGCACUCAGCCUCGAAGGAUUUCAGCCCUUGGCCUCGCUGACCGUGUCAGUGAUGAACGUUGCUCAACCGUGGGUGAUGAGGUUGGAUACGUGAUCCGUGGCGAGUCGAAAGCUAAGCAGGGUGCCACUAAGAUCACAUUUGUGACCACUGGUGUCUUGCUCCGCCGAAUCCAGUCUGGCGGUGACGCCGAUGGCAACAUCGGAAGCUCCUUGGCGGAUGUUUCUCACGUUGUGGUUGACGAAGUCCACGAGCGUAGUUUGGAUACUGAUUUCCUCUUGGCCCUUCUCCGCGAUGUUUUACGCUACCGAAAGGAUUUGAAGGUUAUUCUCAUGAGUGCUACACUCGAUGCGGAUGUCUUCCGAAAUUACUUCGGUGGCUAUGAUAAUGUCGGCUUGGUGAAUAUCCCAGGUCGAACGUUCCCUGUCGAUGACUACUAUCUCGACGAUGUGAUAAGGUACACCGGCUUCGCUCCCGAGUUGGAUGAUGACUUUGAGGACGAUGCUCCACGAGAGCAGGAGUCCUUGGGCAAAGCUCUGCGAAGCGUAGGCAUGGGCAUCAACUAUGAGUUGAUUGCGACCACUGUUGAAUACAUUGAUGACCAACUUGCUGAGCAAAAGCGUGUCUUCCAAAGUGCGCCCAGAGGAAAAAGGAAGGUUAUUGCCGCGACUAAUGUGGCGGAAACAUCCAUUACAAUUGAGGAUGUUGUGGCCGUCAUUGAUACUGGCCGAGUGAAAGAGACCAGUUAUGAUCCCAAGGACAACAUGGUCCGUCUUCAAGAGGUAUGGGCAUCACAGGCUGCCUGUAAGCAGCGUCGAGGUCGUGCAGGUCGUGUCCGUGCCGGUACCUGCUACAAGCUAUACACCCGCAAAGCCGAGUCGAAUAUGGCUCAACGGCCCGAUCCUGAGAUUCGCCGCGUUCCUCUGGAGCAGUUGUGUCUGUCUGUGAAAUCCAUGAAGGGCAUCGAUGACGUCGCCACGUUCCUUGAAAAUACUAUAACUCCCCCAGAAAGCAUCGCUGUCGAAGGUGCCCUCAACUUCCUGCAUAGAAUUGGAGCCAUGGAUCACAGCAGCCUGACGGCGCUGGGCCGAUACCUCUCCAUGAUUCCAGCUGAUCUUCGCUGUGCCAAGUUAAUGAUCUACGGUUCGAUCUUCGGGUGCAUGGAGCCCUGUCUAACCAUCGCUGCCAUCUUAACGGUCAAAAGUCCCUUCGUCUCUCCCCGCGAAAAACGAGAAGAAGCAGACGCCGCCAAGGCAGCCUUUUCACGUCCUGGCGAUGGAGAUCUUCUCACCGACUUAUUGGCCUACCAGUCCUGGUCCGAGCUAGUGCGUGCCAACGGCUACUGGAAGACGCAAACUUGGUGCGCAUCGAAUUUCCUUUCCCACCAAACCCUCCGUGACAUCUCGUCCAAUCGUGCCCAAUUCGUCACAUCUCUCAAAGACGCUGGCAUUUUGCCGGUAGAUUACACAGAUGCAUCCACGACCUGGAACCGCAAUGCCUCAAACCGAAAUCUCAUCCGUGCAUUGGUGGCCGGCGCAUUCCAGCCCCAAGUUGCGCGAAUCUCCUUCCCUGAUAAGAAGUUUGCCAGUUCGGUGACUGGUACGGUCGAGGUUGACCCGGAUGCUCGAACGAUCAAAUACUUUAACCAGGAGAAUGGCCGCGUCUUCAUUCACCCUAGCUCUAUCCUCUUCUCGGCGCAGGGAUACCCCAGUGCAGCAGCCUAUCUGAGCUACUUCACAAAGAUGGCGACAAGCAAGGUCUUCAUCCGUGAUCUCACUCCUUUCAACGCCUACUCUUUGCUCCUGUUCUGUGGCUCCAUAACUCUCGACACAAUGGGCCGUGGUCUUGUCGUUGAUGGCUGGCUCCGUCUCCGUGGCUGGGCCCGGAUCGGUGUUCUCGUCUCCCGUCUACGAACCAUGCUAGACGAAGCCCUUGCUGCGCGAAUUGAUAACCCAGCCCUUGGAUCGGAUGGUGGGGCGGGGGAUAAGGUGAUUGAAGCCGUGAAGAGAUUGAUCGAGUUCAAUGGACUUGAUCAAUGA